AAGUAUAAGUGCUUCCAUUUAUCCUUUAAAUGCAAAACUUAAUUACCUUCCCUCCCUCUCCUCCCCAUACACCAUCACUACUACCUACUCUUUUUGCUACUGAGAUACCGAGCUCCUGAUCUCUUCCAAAUCCUCGAAAAACCCUAAUCUCAUUCUGGCUACUUUCAUGUUUUUAUCGUAUUCAUUUAGUCUAGAGAUGUGCCAGCCAUUGUUUCAGGAAGUGAAUUAAGUACUGUAUAGUCUCUUAAUUUAUUGCUUGCAGUCCCUGUUGAUAGUAUUGUAGAAGAUGGAGAAGAGUUGGAGCUGGGAGCAGAAGACACUGGUUAGUGAACUGAUUCAGGGAAUGGAGAUGGCUAAACAGUUGAGAGUACAAUUUAGUGCAAAUUCUUCAUCAGAGACCACAGAGACGUUGUUACAUAGAAUUUUAGCUUCAUAUGAGAAGGCUCUUAUGAUUCUGAGAUGGAGUGGGUCGAUGGGACAGACCCAGACUGCAGCAGGAGUAACAACAGGUGUUCCUGGGUCUCCGAUUUCUGUUGAUGGAAGUUUUGGGAGCAAUGAAUUUGAUAAGGGUCUCAAAGAUCAUCGGGACCUUAAUGAUGUCUCAAAGAAAAGAAAAAUAAUGCCCAGAUGGACGGACCAAGUGAGAGUGAGCUCUGAGACUGGGUUGGAAGGACCCCAUGACGAUGGCUAUAGCUGGAGAAAAUAUGGUCAGAAAGACAUCCUUGGAGCCAAAUAUCCCAGAAGCUAUUACAGAUGCACCUUUCGCCUAACUCAAAACUGCUGGGCUACAAAGCAAGUGCAGAGAGCAGAUGAAGAUCCCAACGUAUUUGAAAUCACUUACCGAGGAAGACACAUCUGUUCCCAUGCUACCAAUUUGGUUCCAGCACCAUCAUCACCAGAAAAGCAAGAACAGAAACAAAACUUCAACAACAAUGACAAUCAGCAAGAUCAACGACCACUUGAUAUCCUCGGAAACAUUGGAAGCAGUUUGAGGAUUGUUACUGAGGAACUGGAAAACAAAGAGAUGUCCUAUCCCUUCUCUUUUCCUUCAACUUCAUUUGGAUGCACGAAGAGUGAAAACAGCAACUUCUCACUUUCGACGCUGGACAACAACACUAGUUUCCUGGGCAGUUUUUCCCCACCAUUUUUAUCCCCGGCUACCCCUGAGUCAAACUUUCACUCAGUGUCCCCAUUCCAGAACAGCAACUUCAAAGGGGCUCACAACGGGCAUCGUUCGGAAUCUGACCUCACUGAGAUCAUCUCUGCCAACACUUCAGCCACCAGUUCUCCGAUUCUAGACUUGGAUUUCUCACUUGAUCCAGCGGAAAUUGGCCAUUUCCCAUUCGACUCUUCAGCGUUUUUCGCUUAGUUCCACUUAAGCUCUAAAAUAAGAAUAAAAACGGCAUGUGGGAUGCAUCCACCUGUUGAAUCUAGCUUUUGUAUUAUAAUUUAUAAAGGAAGGGAUGUUUUUGUUGAAUAUAUAAGAUCCUCCUUAAAGUUUAGCCACUAGAUUAGAAUUCCAUAGAUACACCAAUAAACUAUGAAGAUGGACGGUUACAACUUACAAUAACUUAUGCUGGAAACUCUUGUUUCCUCAAGAGAAACUCUAUAAUUGAACCAACACUCGAUGUGCUAAACAGCUAAGAGCUUUAUCCGGAAUGAGAAACAGGACAAUAAGUGGAGUGAAAUCUGCCAGACCAGAGCAGAUUAGCAGCACUUUCUGAAAACCAUAACGAAACCAAAUGAAGGUGAAACUUCCCUCCUGUCCCUAGAUGAAGUGCCUUUUCAUUUUUUUCAACCCUGAAACAGAAUCAGAUGUGCUUUGUUCUGCACCUUGAGCUCUCCUGAGAACUUCUCUCAACCCCAUCGCAACAAAUAAGUUGGUUAGAUUAAGAAGCGACUCAGCUCCGCCAUGUAGCCAAUCCACAUUAGACAACGAAGUACUGUAAUGCACCUCCGCUGUUUCGACCACAAAAACAGAGUUGCACAGUUUAGGGUUCUAUAUUUCCAGGAUCGAAAAAUGGGAAUCGGG
This is a messenger RNA of Juglans regia (Persian walnut), 2032 nucleotides long. Its product is annotated as probable WRKY transcription factor 41. Gene Ontology annotation, molecular function: transcription cis-regulatory region binding; DNA-binding transcription factor activity. Bases 287 to 1369 code for a protein of 360 amino acids. Gene Ontology annotation, cellular component: nucleus. Gene Ontology annotation, biological process: regulation of DNA-templated transcription. The transcript has 3 exons. The record is from RefSeq and is a predicted model, not a curated record. NCBI's taxonomy places the organism in Eukaryota, Viridiplantae, Streptophyta, Magnoliopsida, Fagales, Juglandaceae.